UCGAACUGAGCGUUGAGGCUGAGUCUGGCGCACUGGAGAGGAAGUCAAGUCGUGCUGGACUGGACUGACGCGCCAUUCCUCGCAACUCGCCUUUAUUUAAAAAAAAAAAAAAACAACAUGUCCACACAUGAUGAUGGCAUGUGUGUUUUUGCAUAGCUCUACGCGGAUUUCUACUUGUUUUGUCUGAAUUCGUGCAAGGCAUGGAUUUCCUUUUUGUGUGCUUCUUUCUGUCUUGUUACAGUGUCGGCUGUGUUCGGGGGAAUCAGCACAGCGAGAGCAGUAUCUAUUUGGACAACAUCACGCGUAUAUUGGAUAGAUUACUGGACGGCUAUGACAACAGGCUGCGACCUGGAUUUGGAGGUCCAGUCACAGAAGUCAAAACGGACAUCUUUGUUACCAGCUUUGGACCCGUUUCAGAUGUGGAGAUGGAAUACACCAUGGACGUAUUCUUCCGCCAAACAUGGAUUGACGAACGCUUAAAAUUUGAAGGCCCCAUCGAGAUCCUGCGGCUCAACAACCUCAUGGUCAGCAAGAUCUGGACGCCGGACACGUUUUUCCGCAACGGCAAGAGGUCGAUCUCUCACAACAUGACCACCCCCAACAAGCUGUUCCGCAUCAUGCAGAACGGAACCAUCCUCUACACCAUGAGAUUAACUAUAAACGCCGAGUGCCCAAUGCGCCUGAUGAACUUCCCGAUGGACGGACACGCAUGCCCACUGAAGUUUGGGAGCUAUGCCUACCCUGUCAGCGAGAUCAUGUACACGUGGAAGAAAGGUCCUCUGUCUUCUGUCGAGGUCCCUCAGGAGUCAUCCAGUCUUCUGCAGUAUGACCUUAUCGGUCAAAGAGUGUCAAGUGAAAGGCUGAAGUCCAACACAGGGGAAUACGUCAUCAUGACCGUCCAUUUCCAUCUGCAAAGAAAAAUGGGAUUUUUCCUUAUCCAGACGUACAUUCCCUGUAUUAUGACGGUCAUCUUGGCCCAAGUCUCCUUCUGGAUUAACAAGGAAUCUGUUCCUGCUCGGACAGUGUUUGGUAUCACCACUGUGUUGACCAUGACCACGCUCAGCAUCAGCGCCCGCCACUCCCUCCCCAAAGUCUCCUACGCCACGGCCAUGGACUGGUUCAUCGCCGUUUGCUUCGCCUUCGUCUUCUCUGCCCUCAUCGAGUUUGCGGCUGUCAACUACUUUUCCACGCUGCAAGCCAACCGAGAGCUGCGAAAGGCGGCGGCCAUGAAGGCAGCGGCUCAAGAGGCCGCAGCUGCAGCUGCCACCCCAUCUGCUGCCACAGGAAAUGAUGGAGAGGUCUCCUCGGCGGACGCCAGUAACGUGUUGAAGAAGAGGAUGAAUUCUGCUCCUCUCUUCGAUCGCCCGGCCAAAACCUUCCCCAACCCGCCCGUCAACGCCCAGGCCUUCCUGCAGCAGGGGUCCGCCAUGCCGGCCAACAACGUCCUGACGGGCACGAGCAUCAUUGACAAAUACUCUCGCAUCCUCUUCCCGCUUUCCUUUGGCGCCUUCAACCUGGUCUACUGGAUUGUGUAUCUCACCAAGGACACCAUGGAAAUGUCCAGGGACACGGUCUGAACUGAAGCCAGAGAGCGUGGACAUCAUAUUUGACGUACACACAGAUGCAACUGCAUAGACACACGAGUGCGACCCGAUGAAAGCACUGGUCUCAUCAACCAUUCAUUGUGUGUGAUGCAUGCCCAGAAGUCUUUAAUGAUGCAUUGUAAGUCUUUUUGAGUUUGCUUGUGUCUUUAGACUAGACGCGGUGUGCAAUCAGUAUGUCUCUCGUUAGGACAGACGCAAUCCUUAUCCUCACUGGAUCUUUACCGGUAUCCCGGCUGAGGCUCUGCUUUAUUUCCUCAUGACUGUAACAUGCAUGCAUCAUGGGAGAGAUUUAGCAUGUUUCCAUGUUGAAAAGACGGAGUGUACUCCAUGCGAUGGGCUGACUUAUCCUCUCCAGUUUCAUUUCCCUCCGCGCAACGCAGCUAAAGAGGACUUGAGGUAACAUCUUCAAAAUAAAAGUGGCAUCCAUGAGAGCCGUGAGUGAAACGACCGUAUGAUGCAUCUGGUAGCUGUUUUGUGGGGGGAGUACGCUUGACAGAAAAAACACAACCUGGAUUUAACUACCACGUUAACCCGAAUAUAAGACAUUUUUUUUCCUUGAGGAAAAUAAUCAGAAAAAUACAAGUCGCCUUAUAGUUGGGGUCUAGUGAUGUAAACAUGUCAACCAACAGGUGACACCAAACAACCUCUUCCCCCAAAGGAGUUCGAGCUUUAUCAUGUAGUGUAAAGUGAAGAAAACUCUGUGAAGUCCCAAAAUUUGGGUUGAGAAUGUUUCAAAGGUUUCAGUUGGACAUUUUGGAACCCUUUAGAAUGGAAACUUGAUUAAAUGUGUACCGAAACAAGACUUAAAGCAAUUAAAGGCUCCAGUUGGCAGUUUUGCCGUCCGAAUUGACACUUUUUUUUACUAAAGAUGCAUGAAGUUACACCUAAAAGGGGGAGUGUUGUCAUGUGACUUUGCUUCAGUUGGUCAGGUCUAGGUUCCUUAAAAGUUAUGCAGCCAAGCAGCGAAGUUUUUCUGCCCAUGUACAUAUUUUCGAUCAAAGUGUUGGAAUUUUUGAGAGCUUGGCAGUGUACGAUAAUAAAGCACAAGGGGAAAAAAAAUCCUAUACAUACUUGAUGUAAGAAAUUGAUAGAGAAAGCAGACAUUGAAGCCGUCUGUUCCUUUGUGUACGUGCAUUUACUGUAUGUACUGUACUCUAAGGCCUCCAUGUAUCCAGGCAACAGCCUAUUUUCAUGUGUUAUUACUAUCUUUCUACUUGAAAAAUGUAUCUAAUUAAUACUGUCUUUUUUUUUUUAAUGAAGUAAAAAGUGCUUGCCGGUUCGUAAUUAAGACGACAGCUUCUGGCUUCUUGUUCCCGUUUAACGACAGGGGGAGAAAAAUAGAAACCCUCAACCCAGAAUCAUCAAUUAUACAGAAUGCCAAAACACGUUCAUUAAUAAUCCACUUGUGAGGAUUAUGCACAGUUUAGUGGUGCGUUGGUUCGCCUGCUAACUAAGCAGCACUAAGGUAACAUGUUGUGUUGUCUAAAUAAUGCGCUUCCUCACCGCAUCCAUCAUCCUGCAGCGUUUUCUCAUUAAAAGUGUCUCUUAUUAACACAGGCAACUUUUCAUAUGACAGCCAUCCCGCUAUAAUAACGUCCCAAAAGAUAGAGGGACUAUAUAUACAUCAUACGUGUACAUGAUGUAUUCUAGUAUACAUGAAAGAUUAAAAAAUAAUAAUAUAAACAUCUACAUAAAAAGUGUGUGGAGGAAAAAAGAAAAAGAUGCAAUUGGACUCAACGACAAUCAAUUUAUGGUAAUGGUUUAGUUUAUUUCGUACGUGCAAAACAAUUUACACAGCAGUACACAUGCAGUACACGUUUACACUUGCACGAUUCAAUGUGCCCGGGAAGGACAUAUGAUUUAUGUUUUUUAUGGGAAAAAAAUAUAUAAAAACCUAUGAAAUUAUUUACAUUUCCACCCUGAACAUGGAUGUAUUUUUUUAAAUGAAAGACAGAAACAUAAAAAGAAAUGUAAAUCAUUUUUUAAAAUGUCUUUAAUCCCAAAAAACUAAAAUAUUAUUA
This is a messenger RNA of Dunckerocampus dactyliophorus (ringed pipefish), 3625 nucleotides long. RefSeq names its product gamma-aminobutyric acid type A receptor subunit alpha6b (gene gabra6b). Gene Ontology annotation, molecular function: benzodiazepine receptor activity; GABA-gated chloride ion channel activity; inhibitory extracellular ligand-gated monoatomic ion channel activity. The transcript is spliced from 10 exons. Gene Ontology annotation, cellular component: GABA-A receptor complex; synapse; postsynapse. Lineage: Eukaryota; Metazoa; Chordata; Actinopteri; Syngnathiformes; Syngnathidae. Gene Ontology annotation, biological process: gamma-aminobutyric acid signaling pathway; monoatomic ion transmembrane transport; synaptic transmission, GABAergic. The coding region runs from base 201 to 1577 and encodes 458 amino acids. The record is from RefSeq and is a predicted model, not a curated record.